Molecule: messenger RNA, 2009 nt
Organism: Rhea pennata
Lineage: Eukaryota; Metazoa; Chordata; Aves; Rheiformes; Rheidae
Gene: SHE
Product: Src homology 2 domain containing E
Exons: 6
Coding region: 517-1854 (445 amino acids)
Molecular function (GO): phosphotyrosine residue binding
Source: RefSeq, a predicted model, not a curated record
CCCGCGGGCCACCCCGCGCCGCCGGAGCCGCCGCUGCCCCGGGCUGGACCCGCCGCAGCCAAGGACUGCUGGGACGCGCCGCCGGGGGCCGGGACUCCGGGCCCCCCCGGGCGAAGGGCCCGCGGAGAGAGCCCGGGCUGACGGCGCUGGGACCCCCGCGCCCGCCCCGAGCCGCCGCCCCACCGGAGCGAAGGCGCUGGGACGCCGCGGCGCCCCGUCCCUGGGGCAAAGGACCCUCGGAGGGCCCCGGCGGGGCGCGCGAGCCCCCGGGGCGAAGGACCGGGGCUGCCCCCUCUGGAGCCGAGGACGCCUGGAGACCCCUCGCCCACCCCACGACGGGGGGGGCCACAGCCGCGGCCCCCCGGGAGAGGCGCCGGCGCGGCGGGCUGGCCCCCGGCCGCCGCGGGCCCUGCUCCCCCUGCUCCUGGGGCCGGGGGGAGCCGGGCGGCCCCGCGGCUGUGCUGGCCCUGAGGCGCCGGGGGCCCGCGGGGGGGCCGCCCUGCCAGCCCCCGCCCCAUGGCGGCCAAGUGGUUCAAGGAGUUCCCCUCCAACCUGAAGACGGUGUCGGAGCGGGCCAGGCCGGGCAGCGGUAGCCUGGGCAAGCUGUGCAGCCCGUCCCGCAGGAGCCCCGGCCCCGGCGAGCCGGCCGGGGGGGCCCCGCCAGGCAAGAACCGCAAGAACUCGGCGGCGGAGCUGGGGGGCUGCCGGGGCGCCCCGGGGCCCGGCCGGGACGGCGGCGGCCGCUUGUCACGGGACAACCUGCAGGGACUGCUGCAGGCCGCCGCCGGGAGGAUGCGCAAGAACUCGCGGGCGGAUGGGGGCCCACCGGAGCCCCCCACCAAGGGCUGCGGCACCUACAUCAACCGCCUCAUCAAGGUGGAGGCCCACGAGAAGAAUGGCAAGGGCCACCCCAGCGCCGGCCCCGCGCCGGCCCCCGACCAGGACAAGGGCAAGAGUGCCAAGGCGGAGACGGUCAUCAUCCUGGAGGACUACGCCGACCCCUACGACGCCAAGCGCACCAAGGGGCAGCGGGAGGCCGAGCGCCUGGGCGAGAACGACGGCUACAUGGAGCCCUACGACGCCCAGCAGAUGAUCACAGAAAUCCGCCGCCGCGGCUCCAAGGACCCGCUGGUCAAGGCGAUCCUGCUGCUGGAGGGCCCCGGCGAGGCCGGCGAGGCCGGUGGCAAGCCGGAGCCGGCGGCCAGGCGCCCGGCGCCGGGGAAGGGCCCGCAGCUCUACGACACCCCCUACGAGCCCGGCGAGGGGCCCAAGGCGGCGGCGGCGGUGCGGGCGGCCGAGGGGCGGCUGCCAGCGGACGACGAGCGCCCGGCGGCCGAGUACGAGCAGCCCUGGGAGUGGAAGAAGGAGCAGAUCGUCAAGGCACUGUCGGCCCAGUUCGAGGGCUCGGAGCGGCCCAGGGAGGAGGUGCCGGCGCCGCGGCAGCAUCUCCGCCAGAAGAGCUGGACCCCCAGGAUGCUGAAGCCGGCGGCGGCGGAGCCCAGCGAGGGCGAGCGGGUGGAUCCGGCCGUGGCGCUGGAGAAGCAGCCCUGGUACCACGGGGCCAUCACCCGCGCCGAGGCCGAGAGCCGGCUGCAGCCGUGCAAGGAGGCCGGAUACCUGGUGCGGACCAGCGAGACCGGCAGCGGCAAGUACUCCAUCGCCCUCAAGACCAGCCAGGGCUGCGUCCACAUCAUCGUGGCCCAGACCAAGGACAACAAGUACAUGCUGAGCCAGACCAGCGGCGUCUUCGCCAGCAUCCCCGAGGUUGUGCACUACUACUCCACCGAGAAGCUGCCCUUCAAGGGCGCCGAGCACAUGGCCCUGCUCUACCCCGUGCACUGCAAGCUGCACUAGCGCCCGUGCGGCCGGCGAGCCGCGGGCCCCCGCGGGGCUGGACUCCGGCAGGGCCGUGCCGCCGGCACGCAGCCCGCCUGCCCCGCGGCGCGGCCGGCUCCAGCCCCUCAGUGGGGCCGUGUAACUGAGUAAUAAAAUAAAGGUGUUGACUGAAA